UGUCUGUUGGAUGGCAGCUGCACCUAGGUGACACGUAACUAAAAUUAAAGGUGCAGUAUAGGCCGCGUUUGUUCGGACUCUUGAGCUGGCUUUUUGAAGUUAUUAAGAAUGCACAGUAGCGUAACUGGGUGAAUACUUGCAUGCAUUUUUGUCGCAACACUUAUCAAGUUGUUUCCAGGGAGUUAUUUCAUUCAUUUUCCUCUAAUUUCGCGGAAGUUAAGUUGUUGCGCUACUCACAUAGGUAUAAAACAUGAUCUAAGCUUUUUCGUAAAGUAGGUUAGCUACUUUGUCGCCACGCAAAAAAUAUCAACAAUGUCCGCAGUUUUAUUAUAAGUGAAGGAAUGCGCAUCCGGUUUUCAUUCACGCUGGAUCCACACUGACAACACCAGGAGAAGGCUGUGGGAUUUGCAAUCGGAGAAUAAGGACUGGUGAAAAGUUUGGAAAAGUUUCACUGAAGUUUUGCUGCUGACAGACUGCGAGGUGGCUAGCGACGCAGCAGUCAUGGGCAACGGAGUGUGCUCUCGAAGACAGAGGAAGAUCUUCCAGUCUCUCUUGGCCGUCACGAUAAUAUUCGGAAUGAUAUACGGAGGCAUGGUCUCCUAUGAAAUGCAUAAACAGCUCAAACGGACAGAAGCAUUAGCCUCGAAGUAUCAGCAGCACCAGGAGUCCCUUUCGGCGCAGCUUCAAGUUGUGUACGAGCACCGGUCUCGCCUGGAGAAGUCCCUGCAGAAGGAACGGCUGGACCACAAGAAGGCCAAAGAAGAUUUCCUGGUGUACAAGCUGGAGGCCCAACAGUCUCUGAACAAGGAGAAGCAAGAUUCUGGCAACAGAUUCAACUCACUGCAUGUCCAACAUUCGAUGCUGAAGAAACAGCACGAUGACCUGAAGAAGCAAUACUACGACCUGCAGGAGCAGCACCAGAUCCAGGGAGAGGACCACAGCAAGGUGGUGGACGAGCACAAGCAGAGGUUCGACCAGCUGCAGCAGACCAAGGAGAUAGAACUCUCCAACCUUAAAGAGAGCAUCUAUAACCUGCGUGAGGAGAACAGGCAGCUGAGGAAGGCCCAUCAGGAGAUCCACGUACAGCUGCAGGAUGCUCGGCAACAGCACAAGGACUUAAGGUCGUCGCACGACAAGCUUACAAUGGUGCUAGAGGACCACAGGAGUGCACUGGCGGUCGCCCAGGCCCAGGUGGAUGAGUACCGGCAGCUGAAGGACACUCUGAAGGUGCCCAGUGGCCUACACCAGCCAGGGAGCAACCAGGUGGCCCAGCAGCAGCAGCAGCAGCCACAGCCUCCAGCCCCGCAGGAGCACCAGCAGCAGCAGGCUGCCCAGGAGGACAAGCAAGAGGGGGACACCCAGCCCAGGCUGCACGCGCAGGAGGCAGAUGGGGAGGUGGUGGAGGAGGAGGAGGUGAUCCAGACAGAGGAGGGAGGCGCGGCGCAGGAGGAGCGGAGGAGGGAGCUGGCCGAGGAGGAGAUGGAGCAGGCCGGUAAGCCCCAGAAGCUGGUGGAGGACCUGGACCAGCAACAGGAGCACCACCACGAGGAGGAGCAGGAGCAGGAGCAGGAGCAGGAGCAGGAGGAGGAGCAUCAGAACGAGCUGCCUGACGAGAACGCCAUCGCCCACCGGGACCAGCACCAGGAGGCGGCAGCGGCGGCAGCGGUGGCCCCGGCAGCGGAGCGCGUCAAGUCUGCGUACGAGCAGCAGCAGGAGCAGCAGCUCGUGGCGGCGCAACAGGCGGAGCAGCGUCGUCAGCUGCAGCAGCGUCAGCAGGCCCUGCAGCAGCAGCAGCAGCAGCUGAUGAGGGAGAGGCAGGAGAGGCUGCGGCUGCAGAGGGAGAGGGAGGAGCAGAUGCAGCGGCAGGCGGACCAGCGCGAACACAUGAUGCGCCAGGAGCAACUCAGGCAAAAGUCUCACUAUGAGAAUAUGGAUGCAGACAUCGUCCAGGGGGAGGACGAGGCCAAGGCUGAUGAGGACGAAGAGAGGCACAUCCAUCAUGAAGAAGAGGAGGAGGGGGACAAGCAGGUGGCCGUCCAGCAGAGACAUCAGGAGGAGGAAGAGGAGGAGGAGGAGAAGCCGGUGGAGACGGACAUGGACCCGGAGGACGACCCCAACAACCAGGGAGAGGACGAGUUUGAGGAGGCCGAGCUGCCGCAACAGCACAAGGGGGAGGCGGGAGGACACGAGGGGCAGGCAGCGGCUGCCAGACACCCCAACCCGCCCGCCGCCGCACAGCACCAUGUGGACGACCAGCUGGUGAUGGAUGGCAACCCGGAUAGGCAAGAGGACACCAUAGACGACCAGUACCAGGAGGAGGGAGACGACGAGGCCCAAGAAGACCUCCCCGUGGAUGGCAAACGAGAGGAAGAGGUGGUCGAGGAGGAAGAGGAAGACCCUUACAAUGAAAACGCUGAGCAGGAUCAAGAGGUCAAAGACGACGGUGUAGCGGUCAAGGAGGACCACGAGGUAAACAAAGACCGGGCAGUCAACGAGGAGGAGAAUUACGAGGAAGAGGAGGAGGAGGAAGAGGAAGAGGAGGCUGUCGGACCAAAUAAACGGACCAAUCGCAGAGCAGAGAUGUGAGGGGGGACCAAUGAACUUCACUGGCUUCCCUCUUUACAGAGGCUGUUAUAAACUUCUUUGUGCCUUCAUCCCAGAUGAAUGACAAUUAUGGAGCACAGAACAGAGCACAGAAUUCCAGUGGGGAUAAUGCAGAGGUCCGCUGGGAUCGGAUCUGUGUUCCUUCUCCGCACGUUGGGAUCUGAACUGAUUCACGAGGCCAUGGAAAUGAACAAGCCACCCACUUACAGAGGAAAUCUUAAAAAGUUUUCAAAGUGUCACUUGUAUUGUAUAGUGUUUUGUUUUGUAUUCCAAGUAUUACAACACUGUUGAAAGUCCACGAGAAAGGGGAUAGACCAACUCCGCAAAAUAGGUCUAUACAUCACAAACUGUCACCGUUAUGCCUGUGUCAUAGGCUGUUGUUCCUGUUUCGAGUGCCAUUCUAGCCAUCUCCUUUUUAUUUACAGUUAUUUAAUUCUAAUUUACACACACACACACACACCAGAAAUUUGUAAUUUUUUAUAUCUUGAGUGAACAUUUUGUAAAUUACUUUUUCGUGUGUAAAUUCUUAGUGGAUUCCUACUCUGUCCUCAACAAGGGUGAUGUUUUCAAUUUCAAAGUGGCAAAGCGUGUGUGGACCUAGUGCGAGCAGACCAAAGUGUGGAUCUUCUCAAACACAAGUGCACCACACUAUUCUACAGAGGCCAUCAAUGAUGUUUGUGUGUCUUUGCCAGUGUCUUUGAGCCACAGAUCCUGUCUCACAUGUAAAAUCUCUGCUGCCUAGAUACAGUAGAUGUGCGACCCAACUCCCCUUUCAGUUGAACCAUGCAGUCGACAACCUAGUGUUGGUUGGAAGUGAAUGUGUGUGCAAAUGCUGUCUAUGUAAUAUUGCAGGGCUGGAGUUAAGCCUCAGACAUGGCAGAGACAUUAGAAUGUGAUUCGUUCACUUCAAUCAGGUCUGCAUGUUACUGAGAACUGAUGAAUGUAUGUAGGAUCUAUUCACUGUUUUUUUUUUUAUUCAAAUCCAUCUCCUGCCUAAGGGCAGUGGAGAGGGUGAAAUGUGCUGUAAGUACACGUUUGCCAUUUUUAUUUCCAUCUAUCGUAAUGAGUAGAUAACAUAUUAACACCACAACUUCUUUCAUUUUUAUAUUAUUUUAUUCUUCUUAAAAAAACAUGACCUAUUUAUUAUUUGUUUGAUUUUAGCUCAUAUUGUUUAGUCAAUUCAUGCCCUUGUGAAGACAAUGCACCCUCUUGCUGUGGCACUGAGCCCAAUAGAGAUUGUUGGGUCAACUGGCUUUCGUUGGUUCAGCUAUUAUGCACUCUUGUCACAUUUUGGCUGGGGCUACACGGGAUGGGUUAUGUUACAGUACAAUAACAAUUACAAUUACAAUCACAAGUCGCUUUUAUCUAAGGUGACUUACAGUAAUUUAUAGGGUAUAGGUUACAGUCCCCGGUGCAAAGUGGGCUUAAGUGCCUUGCUCAAGGGCACUUCAGCCAUGGAUGAAGGUGUAGGGAGAGGUAUGGGUGGGAUUCGAACCUGCAACCCUCUUAAGUCUAAUCUUAAGUCCACCUUUCUAACUGCUGUCAUGGCUGCCAAUUAUUAUGUUAAGUCGAGUUGCAUCAGUAAUAUAGAAAAGAAUGGGCUGUUUUAGCAUGUUCACUGCGGUUCCAUGUCUGCAGUAGUAUCCAGUUCCGUUGAGUCUUUGACUUUAACACAUCUGGUGUAGCCCCAGUAUUCAACCCCUUGGUGUUCUAUGUGCUUUGAUUUGCCACAGUCACCUCCAUAGGUAAUAGGGGGAGUGUGGGUGGAUUCCAAUAUGCGGACUUCCGUCCUCCCUUGCUCACUUGCCUGCUUGUGACCGCAUGAUGAUGUCACUGACGACGACAGAAAAUUAAUUCAAUAUCUUGCAAAAGCACAAUUGUAAUGUAAUUUUCUCAUUUGCAAUUGGGAUGGUAAAUGAAAAACAGUCCCCCAAAAUUUAUUGUGGCUAGGCUGAAACUUUAUUGUUUUCUCCACGGAGGCAAGGCUAGGAGGCGGGGCGAGGCCACAAGCACAAGUGGAGGACAGGAAUGUGCAUAUCGGAAUGUACCCACUGUGGACUCAAAAGCAUGGCCACUUGGCGCUCUGCUCUUAAAUGGGGGUGUCUCCCAGGGUUCCUGGGAGAAACAAAUGCCAAUGGAUAAACAGUUAGGAAAGAGAAAACAACAUAAAUUGUACUUGUCUUAGUUGUACUCUUGACCGAAUUGUAAAAUGUCCCACUAUACGACUGUACUGUAUGUUUAACAGUGGAGUCCAGUGCAUUUGAUACCAAGUGAGUGUGUAUUUUUUAUGUAAGGCCCCUCAUCUUGUCUUUUCUAGACAAAAAAAGGUUACUGAGGCUGUUCACCAAUCAUGCAUAUGUUUGCUGCAAAACAUAGAUUUUGUAUACUGACUGUACAGAGUUUUUAUUCAUUAUUGAAAUGUACUAUUUCUGAGAGAAGGUGGUUGCAAAGGAAUGUGACUUCAAAAAAAAGAAGGUUACACAUUUUUGGUCAAUAAAAUGGUGAAGGCUUUGAUUUGA
Molecule: messenger RNA, 5123 nt
Organism: Engraulis encrasicolus (European anchovy)
Lineage: Eukaryota; Metazoa; Chordata; Actinopteri; Clupeiformes; Engraulidae
Product: Golgi integral membrane protein 4-like
Exons: 17
Coding region: 502-2586 (694 amino acids)
Cellular component (GO): Golgi membrane; Golgi apparatus
Source: RefSeq, a predicted model, not a curated record